Messenger RNA from Drosophila mauritiana, 2069 nucleotides. It is a transcript of the gene DIP-lambda, whose product is annotated as lachesin. The record is from RefSeq and is a predicted model, not a curated record. NCBI's taxonomy places the organism in Eukaryota, Metazoa, Arthropoda, Insecta, Diptera, Drosophilidae. Gene Ontology annotation, cellular component: neuron projection. The transcript has 12 exons. The coding region runs from base 359 to 2005 and encodes 548 amino acids.
ACGUGACGGUCGAAUUAAACAAGGAAGAUAAAUAAACGGAAUCACAUUCACCCCUGUAAAAUUACCACAAGUUGAUUCGUAAUAUUAAGUUGUUUCGGAUAAAACCAUUAUAAUUAAACGCAAAUGCAUAAAGUCAUGCUUUACGGUUAAUGAAAACUAUCUUAAGCCGGCCCGGAUUUGACAUCAGCGAAAACUUAGUUUCUUGAGGAUAGCGUGAGGAUAAUGUAGGAGAACUUGUAGAGACUCUAUUUUAGGAUGCCAGAAACAAAAAUGAAAUCCUGGGAUCACAUUUAAUUUCUAUGACCUUUUUUGAAGUUGAAGCUUGGUACCUGAAUAUUUUGAAUCUAUCGAUAUUCAUAUGUUGACAAAAAAGACUGCUGGGAUAAAAAUGUGCAACGGAGUUAUAGCUUGCAGCAUAGCAUUAAUUCUAAUCAAGGCGAUAACUAUUACUAAAUGCCACGCUGUGGCUCAUAUGCAUGGAAAAGGCGAGUCCGAUGAAAUUGGUCCACAGUUUCUGGCGAAGUUAAGUAACACAACGGUUCCCUUAGGACGUGACAUAUCAUUCACUUGUGUUGUUGACAACUUGGGUCAUUAUCGGGUUGCAUGGAUAAAAUCUGAUUCAAAGGCCAUACUUGGUAUACACACUCACAUGGUCUCACUAAAUCCAAGAUUAUCUGUAACACAUAACGGCCACAAUACUUGGAAACUCCAUAUAUCUCGUGUACAGAUAAACGACUCUGGAAGUUAUAUGUGCCAAGUAAAUACAGAUCCUAUGAAGAGCCUUUCGGGAUAUUUAGAUGUUGUUGUACCUCCAGAUAUUUUAAGCCACCCAGAACAUAAUCCAGAGGAAGGCGUCUGUCAAGAGGGUGGAAGUAUUUCACUUUUGUGCAGUGUGACAGGCGUUCCAAGACCAAAAGUACUGUGGCGGCGUGAGGCGGGAAAGGAAAUAAUACUACGCACCGACGGUAGAGAUAAAACAGGUCUUAAGUCGGUGGAAGGAGAAAGGCUGGUCUUAACAAAUGUGCACCGUUCCGAUAUGGGAGAAUACAAUUGCAUCGCAUCUAAUGGAAUACCUCCUUCAGUUAGCAAGCGUUUUAACGUUUACGUUAAUUUUUCGCCAACAGUUAAAGCCAUAAGUCAAUUGGUUGGAGCACCAUUAGAAAAGGAAGUAACUUUGGAAUGCAUUGUAGAAGUUUUCCCCAAGCCUCUUAAUGGUUGGUACCGCAGUGAAGGAAAUAUUAAAUUGCACAACGGAAACAAAUAUAAUAUUUCUGAAGAAAUGAUUAACAUAUACACAUGGCACCUCAACCUUACCAUAAGACAUCUGACUAAAUCAGAUUUUGGAACUUAUAGUUGUUCCAGCGUUAAUGCACUCGGUAAAAGUGAAUCACUUAUUCGAUUGCAAGAGCUACGGCUGCCCCCAAAGUUGACUACGACACCAACACCUUACAUGCAAACAACAGGAAAAUCGCGGCGGAAGCACCCAGCAAGUCACAAGAAGGGCCUAAACGAAGUGUUACGAUUUCAGGAAACGCAUUUCGCAAAUCAAAUUCAACAGGAGAACGAAGAACAUAACGAAGGGCUUGAUUUGUUAAAGUUCACUAACAGUGAAAAUUCUAAUAUCGCUUUAGAAAGUGGACACAUCAACAGCAUGAUAAACAGAGGGGACGUAAACAUUCAUCAUCCAAAACAAUACGGCCAAGAAAAGACUAACAAGCCAUCGGGGACCAUACCAUCAACACGUACACCCUGGAUACUCACAAAUGCAGGAUCUCAACGGCUUGCGCAGACUUCGUAUGCAACAGUUGCGUUGAUUACAUCUUUUUGGUUGUUUUUCUGGUGUGUGUUUCACUCUAUAGACUGGGAUGCAAUAAGAGUUUCUUAUGUUGUUCACCAUGCUGUUGUUUUUAAAAGAAGAUCAUUUUUUGAAGCGCCCAAUUCUGCACUCCGCUUCACUGUACUGCAAACACUUCAGGAACUAACGACUUUAGUAAUCGAACAAUAAAUUUUAUAUUAUGAAAAAUAAUGCAUUAUUAAAAAUGUAUUUAUCAGGGAGCAUACUUUUAAAU